Messenger RNA from Lecanosticta acicola, 369 nucleotides. NCBI's taxonomy places the organism in Eukaryota, Fungi, Ascomycota, Dothideomycetes, Mycosphaerellales, Mycosphaerellaceae. The record is from the annotation of a GenBank genome assembly.
AUGAGGCCAUCCAUUCUUCUGGCACAUGCCUACUUGCUCAUCGUGCCUCUCACGCCACCGACUAAGGCCUGGGCCGUGGGCUUCUACGGCGGCCAGAAUUGCUACAACGAUGCGGACUUGAGCGACAUUCUAUACCAAGGCAGCGGCAAGAAGGGUCAUACACAAUGCCUAUACGUUAGUGACACCGCUGAAGACGUAAUUUGCGAGAGUAUGAGUUGCCUCGAUAUUGAGGGUGGGGAAAGGAUCUGCUAACACGGUCUCACGCAGUAUGCGCACAACGGCGGCGCCGAGCAACUUAGCUGUAUAUCAUAUUGGGUAGCCAUUAACCAUCGCAAGCUGGCCGACAGGGCGCUCACGUUGUUGCUUUAG